Messenger RNA from Mesorhabditis spiculigera, 1668 nucleotides. The record is from the annotation of a GenBank genome assembly. Lineage: Eukaryota; Metazoa; Nematoda; Chromadorea; Rhabditida; Rhabditidae.
AUGGUCUCGUCGAGGCUGUUGACGUCGCCGUCGGCGAUGAAGUACGCCGUCUCGGUCCGGUGUCAUCUUGAUGGUUGCCCGCAAGAUGAUGCCCGUCAGGCCAUGCCGCCGAUCGUGCCCAGAACAAUCAACGACUUUGACGUGGUUGAAGCUACCUGCUGUGGUGGUUCUUGCCGUGGAUGUGUCCGAGCCGAUGGCGCCGCCGAUCGUGACCUGGCGAGUACCCGGCAGGACCGGAACCCUGAGCCGAACAGCCGAAACAGCCUUCAUCAAAGCUGGUCAGAUUCACCGGCGUCGACGUCACCAGAGCCAGGCGUCGCGAUCGGUGCGAUGAACGAUGCGGCUGAGAAUGCAUUCAUGUCGAUGACCAGCCCGCCGGCGUUCUGCGCCGAGGUCGCCAUGCGAGCGGCCGGGCCGCGCGCGAUGACGCCGCGUCGCAGAUGCGAUGGCUUGGAGAUUCUGUUCCACCAACCUGGGCGACGCGUUGGCGAUCACUUCCCAUCCCGGGGUGGACGCACCGCAAUGCCGGUGGUGGCGGCGGUGCGUCCCCAACCGGUGAGGAGUGCGGGCUUGGGUGUGGAGAGCCGGCUGCGGCGUCUCUUCUGCUGUCGUGGACAUCAGACGUUCAAGGCCGAGCCUUCUCGCCUUGCUUCAUCGCUGUUGUCGUGCUGUACGCAGUCGCCUGCGGUUCAGGUCGGGCUCCAACGCGCUGAUGGUGUAUGCCGACGAGUGGUGGCGCAUGCCGCUGGCGCUUCGAUCAUCGCGCAGGGCACCGCGACGGUUAUCAACUACCAUCGUUCAGCGGGCAGUGAUCUUCAAGAUCCGAUAACGGGCGCGGUUCGACAUAUCGCCGACGCUCGCGCACUCCGGACACCGCGUCAUGGCGCGGUGGUCGUCCUCGAAGUUGCGAGCCGCUACCGCGAGGAAUCAGCGGAGAUGAUCGCGGCCCCUGGUGAUCAGGCGCGCAUGUACGACCGACUGGGGUUUGCGGCGCUGACCUCACGAGUCGACGUCGCAUCUCGAGGUGGCCGAGGGGCGAUCUCGCUGCGUCGACUCUAUACCGACAAGAAGAGAGAGAGACGGCUGCCCGGCGACGCUGUGAACUGGCUGACCGUGCUCGAUCUCGCCGACCGUAACUUGGAGGUCGACGUCAUCUGGAGUCAAUUCCGACGCACUGGGCAUACGGCGAAGCGGCGAGAAGACGGGAUCUGGCGCGCGCGGAUCUCGCACGUGAACUGGCGUCAGCGCGGCGCCUCGGUAUCGGGUUCGCUGGGCGUCGAGACAUCCCGCGAAGAUUCCCGGGCCCGAGGUUCCGGCGGCGCCGUCGCUUCCGGAGGCACCGGCAUCAGCUCCCGCACUUGCAAGCCCGGCGUACAGGCGCAGCGCGGACGAGAGACCGCGCCACUGCGCCAGCGAACCCCGCUCAGCUCAGUCCGGUGGACUGCGCGGUCUGGGAACCAAAGGAAUAAUCGGCGGGCGGAGCGAAAGGUCACGAUCGUCGACGAUCUCGACGAAGUCGACACUCUUCGGUGCCUGAUCGCUUCUAAUCCUGGACAGAUGUCUCUGUUGCCGACAGUCAGUCGUAGGACCGGAACUCGAUACGGCGGGCCGAGUAUUAUCGAAUCGCAGGUCCUCUACAACGCUUGUGUCGAUGGAUGCUUCGGCCCG